Gymnodraco acuticeps is the source of this 4215-nucleotide messenger RNA. It is a transcript of the gene znf710b, whose product is annotated as zinc finger protein 710b. Bases 170 to 2245 code for a protein of 691 amino acids. NCBI's taxonomy places the organism in Eukaryota, Metazoa, Chordata, Actinopteri, Perciformes, Bathydraconidae. The record is from RefSeq and is a predicted model, not a curated record. The transcript is spliced from 5 exons.
UCAGCCCCUCUCGCCUUCCCUUCCCUCCUUCCUGCUACACACAACGGGGACCCACCGUUGUAACUGUUUUUCCCAUAUUGAAAUUAACCACAAUCACGUCGCCACCAUAAACCGAUUUUGGAAUCAGGAGGAGGCGAGCCGGCGCCUGGGUAGAUGUGAGCCCAAGGUAAUGGCCAGGCUGGUGGACAUAGGCACACAGACAGAUCCAGUGGUUGUGCUGUCCCUGGCCCAGGCUGCCGUGCUAGGUCUCAUCUCCCAGAAUGAAGUGUUUGGCGCCACCAUUGCACCCAACGGCUUCUACACCGGCGAGCCCAAAGAGUCCCCCGCACCGACAGUAGAAGGAGUCGACUACGAGUACGCAGACCAGCUUAUCGGAGCCAACGGAGAUUACCUCGGAGACAACUUGGGAGAAGACGGACAGAUGCAACCCAGCUGCAGUCAGAGGAGGUGGCAGCAGGGGCCCCCUCAACACCCCGACACAAAAAUGGUGGGCCCCGAUCGCCACAGCCUUCAAGGCGCUGACAUUUCCACAUCACAUGUGAAAGGGGAAGUGGUGAACUCUGGGAUGCCCUCCUGUGUCCACAUGCUGAACAAUAUGGCUCCCAGAGGCGGAUUAGUACAAGUGGACCCGGCCACGCUCAGAGGCACCAACAAGAACUGUGUUGAGUGUGAGCGGGAUGUAACCAACCAGACGCAAGCCAACGCACACGUUCACCCUCCUCCCCCUCAGGUGGGUCACAGAGGAGGGGAGCAGGGCCACAGAGGGCUGCAGGGCCAGCGCCCGAUGGGGGCCCACGGUCGAGGUGGCAGAGAGGAGGAGGAAGAGGUGGAACACCCGGUGAACAACAUGAUGAAGCCCACGCAGCAGGAGGAGGCCAUCAGCAGCUACUUCCAGACCAGUGAAGUGGGCAGCUAUGAUUCGGCGGAAAUGAGCAUGCCGAGCGAGUACGAGGACAGCAGCCAGAACAUGAUGUGGACGGACGGGAACACGGCGGCACAGCAUCAGCCGCCUCCACACCCCCAGCCUCCUCGUCGGCACGGCGGCCGCAGAGUGGACCGGCUAGACAUCAACAUCCAGAUCGACGAGUCUUACUGCGUGGACGUGGGGGACGGUCUGAAGCGCUGGAAGUGCCGCAUGUGUGACAAAUCGUACACCUCCAAGUACAACCUGGUCACGCACAUCCUGGGCCACAACGGCAUCAAACCGCACGCCUGUCCGAACUGCGGGAAGCUCUUCAAGCAGCCCAGUCACCUUCAAACCCACCUGCUGACCCACCAGGGGACGCGGCCGCACAAGUGCACCGUCUGCAAGAAGGGCUUCACCCAGACCAGCCACCUGAAGCGACACAUGCUCCAACACACCGACGUCAAGCCCUACAGCUGCCGCUUCUGCCGCCGUGGCUUCGCCUACCCCAGCGAGCUGCGGGCCCACGAGGUGAAGCACGAGCGUGGGCGAUGCCAUGUGUGCUCGCAAUGCGGCAUGGAGUUCCCCACCUACGCCCACCUCAAACGCCACCAGACCAGCCACCAGGGGCCCCACACCUUCCAGUGCACCGAGUGCAACAAGUCGUUUGCGUACCGCAGCCAGCUCCAGAACCACCUGCUGAAGCACCAGAGCCCGAGGCCUUACACCUGCUCCCAGUGUGGCCUGGAGUUUGUGCAGCUCCACCACCUCCGUCAGCACUCGCUCACACACAAGGGGGUGAAAGGCCACAAGUGUGACGUGUGUUCCCGAGAGUUCACCCUGUCGGCCAACCUGAAGAGACACAUGCUGAUCCACAACAGUGUCAGACCCUUCCAGUGUCACGUCUGCUUCAAGAGCUUCAUCCAGAAACAGACCCUGAAGACCCACAUGAUCGUCCACCUGCCUGUGAAGCCAUUCAAAUGCAAGGUGUGCGGCAAGUCUUUCAACAGAAUGUACAACCUGCUGGGCCACAUGCACCUCCAUGCUGGCAGUAAGCCCUUUAAGUGUCCUUACUGCACCAGUAAGUUCAACCUGAAGGGGAACCUCAGCCGGCACAUGAAGGUCAAGCACGGGAUGGAAGUCUCGCCAGAAGGACAGGUAGUUCUUCCAGAAAUGGAUAACCAGGGGGAGUAUGAAGGACAGAACUUCAACUUCACAUCACCAGACAAUAUGGACAAUGGUGGCUCCCAGAACCUUACUAAGCUCACCACGGCUAACAUGGAUGACAUGGAGGAAUAUUACAACUUUGGGAAGGAUACGAGCAGCUACGCUACACCUUGAGAGGCGAUGAACCAGAGGACAUGUUUUUUUCAAGGCAGAAGGAAAUGACAGAGCUGUUGUCAAGGCUAUGGGAGACACUGGGGACGAGUUAUUUUUUACUUUUAGUUUUGGCCUCCUUCCAGAACAGCCAGAACUGAAGGACUCUGAUGGGAGGCCGGGAAGGAGACGCACGUCAGAGGAGACGCUUUAGCUCUGCUGCUGAGGGCAGAGACACUGAACAUGUUGACGCUGGUCUGGGACUCCUCUUUUGGGAUUACUUCACUUACCCACUCAAAGACUUUCACUGGCGGACAGUCAAAUCUGUAUGUUGUGUGUAUGUAUCAGUUAUUGGAAGAAAAAAAUGAAGAAAAGAAAACAAGUUGCAGAGCCAUCAGUUACAUUUAAAGUGAUAGAAAUUUGUUUGCCAUUUUUGUAAUUCACCACCGAUGUAUGCCCUUAUAUUUUUGACUGAAAGUGCCAGCUAGAUACAUUUUCAACUAAGCUUCCACCAUGUCAGCUAUUUACUCACUGUAUAUCGAAGUUUGGAUACGUAGUCACAACAUGAAGCUCAGCGUAAAUUCUUUCAGGAAGACUGACCACGCUCUCAUUCACAAUUCUCCCUCACUCACUCGCCCCCUUUCUCAAUUAGCAAAAGGCGCAACUCACCCCAGCUAACCAAUCAGCUGCGUCUUAUUUCCCACAGCCAAUCAGCACACCAGGCAAAACGUUUAAAUCCGCUCUUCUCUCCCCCGUCAGCAUCGUUCAGGAGAAUUGAUGCAACCCUCCUCCACCUCCUUCACCUCCAGCUGUUCAGACCCAAGGCAGGACAGCCCAGAAGAACCCUCAUCACUCCGGAUUUUAUUUACCCUUAGUAUUCACCACCACUAGUGUCUAGACCCGGGGGGGUUUCUCUUUUUAGUCGGCUUCCCCUCCCCCCUAAUUCAUCACAGUAUGAUGGGGUCUAAUCUCCAAAAACACUAUCGCGCACACGGCAAUACAAAUGCCAUCAACCUCAACUAAGUCUCUCCUGAUUAAAAUAUUCAUAGGUUGAAUGCUCUUACUAAACAGUUCCUAAUUGUAGUUUCUUGCCCAGCCCUCAGUUUAAAAACAGGACGCUCUCUCAAUGCGUGUGUGCUUUUCUGCACCGGACAUUGUAGCCUCUAUCUCUCCAGCGCACUUACGACCAAAGGUGCUACUGCCCCAUGUCGGCUGAUACCAGAAGACUUUGUUAGCGACAUGCAAAGCCCUGUCACUGUACAAAGGAUUCUGCAACAUGCAGUGUUUACCCACCUUUUGUCUCACAUGGUUUAGCUUGACAUUAAUAAUCUAUCCCGUGUAGUGAAUAUACUGCUCAAAGUUUUUGAUUUACUGAGUGAACAAUACAAAGCACUUUUUCAAUGAGACCUUUCUUCAGUAAGAGUGAACUCAUUUGCCUUGAGGAGAAGAGCUGGGGGAGCUAAGAUUGUAGAAUCUUUCAAGCCCCCAUAACGGCAAUAUUAUUGAACACAAAUAGAAAUGUUCUCUCAGUGCGUUUUUGUAAACUGCAGUUUCACAGUUUAAAUGCAAAUUGAAGAAUCAGCAGUUUGUAUGAGGAUCAGCAGGUUCAGGUUUUUUGUUGUUUGUAGUUUCAGCACUCUUAAAUCCAGGGCGGUUUUCACUUCACUUUCUCAAUUCAGAAGUAUAUGCCCCUGCUUAUUUGGAAACAGCACUUGAAGUGGAUCAGUAGAUUGAAAAGAAGAAAAUACACUUUUGGGAGGUCUUGGUUACAUUUUGUAUGAUUGAAUUGAAAGUGGACUGACAAUUGUCCUGAUAUCCAUUCAUCUGUUUUGGGGAAGGCCGUCAGCUCCCCCUGUCCUGCCAUGCAGGUCAGCCUUGAUAUGCACACUAAACCAGAGGAAGGGUCUACUCGCUCUUCUUCAAGAUGAGGAAAAUCAAACUGAGACCUCAUGGAAAAUGAAUUAUUUAAUAAAGGUUCUCUUGUUUAAAUGAUG